GCGCUAAGAUGGCGACUCCCAUGCACCGGCUCAUAGCCCGGAGACAGGCGGGACGCCCAGGAGUUGGUUACUGAGUGGUUUCGUGACGGAGAGUGUGCCUCUCAGCCCACUCAGUCGACCACCCUACGCGCGACCAAGGGAGGCUUGAAGCUCUGAUCGGACUCCACCACUCUCGCCGAGAUACCCUUCAGCCCCCUGUGAAGUCUCAGCUCAGCUGACUUUUCCUGCCCCCUCACUAUCGACUUCCCUACAAGCGGCAGAACUGUAAGGCCAACUUUUCUCCCACGCUAUCCCCUGGUUUUCUACCAUUCAUGUACUCUGUCAACAAACGUUUAUUCAGUACCUACUGCUCUGUGCAAGAAUUUGAAUGUAAAAAAAAGAGGUGUUCCAGAUAGAAUCCCUGCUUUCAGGGAGCUUACAUUCUAGUGGUGGAGAUAGUCAAUAAACCAAACAAAUUUAGUAAGUACAGUUAGUGAUGAGAACUUUAAAGGAAAUAAAGUAAGAUAAAAAGGAGCCCUGGUGGUGCAAUGCUUAAGUGCUCGGCUGCUAACCUAGAGGUUGGUGGUUCAAACUCACCCUUGCUCUGUGGAAGAGGGAGGUGGCAGUUGGCUUUCCUAAAGAUUUACAGCCUUGGAAACCCAGUGGGGCAGUUCUACUCUGUCCCAUAGGGUCUCUGUGAAUUGGAAUUGACUCGAUGGCAAGGGGUAUGGUGUGAUGUGUAAGAGGAAAAAACCCACUUAAAAUUGGGUGGACUGAAAAGGCAUCUCUUAAAAGGUGGAAUUUGAACAAAGAUUAUAAGGGAGGGAAAGGAGGCAGUCAUGAGCAGACUUGGGGAAGAGUAUCCAGACAAUGGCAUAAUUGCUUUGAGGCUGGAAAAACUUAGUUUUAAGAACUGAAAGAAGGCCAUUGUAGCCCAUGGGCAAGAGAGAGUGGAACAAGCUAAAAUUACAGCGGUUUGUGGCAGACAUAAUGCAGGAGCCAUCCCAAAUGUCCCCUUCUUGUAAAGCCUUCUACCAACAUGCACACAAACAACCUCAGCCCCUUCAUUCUCUCAUCAUUUCAUGCCAUCACUGUGUGCACAUCUCUAAUGCAUAGAUCACCAUAUAUAUUUGUUUAUAGUUCUUUUUAUAUUUACAUUUCUAAUCUCAGAUCCCUGUUCUUUCUCUUUUCCUCUUCAUCUGACCCUACUCUCAUGAGGAGCUCAAGGAGAGCGUGUAAGGAUAAAGACUCAGGGAGUCAGAGAAGUAAACUUGGUUGAAGAGAACUUCAAAGUCACACAGUUCUGAGAUCAAGAAUGAGGGAAGCCAAUAAGCAACACGUAAGAUGUCAGAAAUGUUUAGAAUUUGGACAUUGGACUUAUGAAUGCACAGGAAAAAGAAAAUACCUACACAGGCCUUCAAGAACAGCAGAACUAAAAAAAGCUUUAAAAGAAAAAGAAAACAGGUUAUUAUUACAACAAAGCAUUGCAGAAACUAAUAUAGAAAGAAAGACCAAGAAAAAAAGGUCUAAGAGUGUAACCAGUUCCAGUAGCAACAGCAGUGACAGUUCAGCCAGUGAUUCUUCAUCAGAGAGUGAAGAGACCUCUACCUCAUCCUCCUCAGAGGAUAGUGACACUGAUGACAGCUCCUCCAGCUCGUCAUCUUCAGCCUCCUCUACAAGCUCUUCCUCCUCGUCUGAUUCAGACUCAGAUUCCAGCUCCUCCAGUAGCAGCAGCACCAGCACAGAUAGCAGCUCUGAGGAUGAGCCGCCAAAGAAGAAGAAAAAGAAGUAGAGUCGCUUCAUCCACAUUGGACUGAAGAACUGAAGACAUUAAUGUACUUCUCAAAAGAGAAUUUAGACUAUGUUAAGACCAAAUAGAUUAACUGGUCAAAAUUUCUAGGGUUCAGAAGUUUCUGAAUGUUUUACAUUAUGAGAGCAUAAAUAUCAUUAAUUAUGAAUUACAUACGUGAAGACUUCUUUAUUUUAAGGAGUUUUGUUUUGCUUUUUUAUUUUUAAAAUGUAUCUCUAAAAUUUAAUCAAAGCUGAAAUCCAGUAAGUCUGUUUUUGUGAUGUAACCUAUCUUUUUUCCCUGUGAAUUAAAUGCCAUACUUUAUUAUAUGUUAAUGGUAUGUGUCCAUUUUCAGGAUUAUGCAUCAGAGUAUCUGGCAGUGAAUUUCUAAUGCUUUUGGCUAUGUGGUAUUAUGUAAGAUUUAAUAAUAUUUGCUAUAUGAGUUUUCCUACUGUUAAUAAAUGUGCUCUAUUUUUAUGUUUAUGUUCAAAAAUUUUUUCUGAAUUCUUGUUCUAAAUGAAAAAUUCAAGGAACCUGUUAAUAUAUUUACACCUUUUGAAUGGUACAAAUCAAGUUGUUGUGUUAUAUAGUUCAUUGUUAUCUGGUUCCUUAAGUUCUUAGAGUUGCACUUUUCUGAUGAAAAUCAUUCUAGAGGAACCUAAAAAGGAAAAAAGAUCUGAAAUUACUUUGAAGUCUAAUCUUGGUGCCUUUUGAUAAAUCCAGUAAAUCAGAAAAGAAAAUAGCCAUGUAAAAGGCUAAAAGUGAUAUAAAUAUCUUUCUGGAGUAACAUACUACUAUCACAGGUACCAUUCAAAGGGAAAAAGAAGGUAGGAAGAAGAGAGAGAAUUUUUUUUUUACAGAAAAUUAGGGCAAUGUUGGUUGCCAUUUAUGAAAAAGAUUUUUUUAAACUUUCAUAAAGAUUGCCUUUUGCCAUUUUUACAAUUACUAUAUGACUGUUUAUAUGGGGUCACAUAUGACUGUCUACUACAUAAAUAUGAAUGACUCAGAUGAAUCUGCUAUGUUUACAUAGCCUAUACACAGUUGAAAUCUAGCAUGAAAGGUUAGAAACAAAACACUGCACAUUAUUUCUUGAAAGUAAAAUCCUCUGUUGUUGUGAUGAGAUGAUUUGGUUUAAUGUCACAUUGUUCUGUGAUGUCUUUUGAGCUUUUUUGAAAGAGAUAUUUGUACAAAAGUCUUGGUUGGGAUUCUAUAUAGUGAAAACAAUGACUAUUAAGUCUUUUUUAUAUUUUUAUGAGAGAGUAGUGGAAAAUUACUUUUGAAGAAAAUGAGCUUCUAUUUAAAUGUUGAAAUAUAUAUAUAGUGAGUUUAAGGAGCCUGUACUUACUUGUCCGUUCUACAGAACCAUCUGUUUUCAGUGAUUGUAAAUAAACUUUCAAAACAUUUGAAAGGCUCCAUACAGAAUGUAUUAAUUGACGGUAAAUUUAAUAAAUUACUAAUCAAGCACAUUUUAUAGUAUUUUUUGCCUCUGUAAGAGUAAUUUUACCAGUUAAAGAACUGGAAAGAGAAAAAGAUACGUAUACGUAGUUUGCAACACUUGCAGUUUAACACAAUUCACGGUUUGUGCUCACAAAUUAAGUUUCUGCUAUUCCUUUGCCAUUUUAUUUAGUGCCAGUUCUUAUUCCUUGAAAGUCAUGGCAUUUAAGCAAAUUAUAAUUUCAAAUUAUUACAACCCAUUACAAGAUGUGUCUAGGAAUACAAAGGGCAGGAACCUUUUCUUACCUAGUCGCACAUUUCCGCCAGUAAAACAGAGUUGAUAGGAACUUCCAAAGAGUUUCUCCCCAUGCUGCCUAAAAGCAGAACUCUGGAAGAGGAAUCCCCGGCAAAUGUAUUAUUUUUUAACUACAGCUGUGUCAAAAGGAGUCACUAGCUCUUAGGUUUUCAUUCCACAAACAUUUUAUUAGUAUCACUGUACAGUAUGGCAGUUUUGCCCUAGAAUCAAAAUAUGGCAGUAGGCCACAAACUAGCAUUGAAAAUGGGAAAAAGUAUAGAAACGGCAUGCUUCACAGUGGAUAACUUUUUAACAUGCCUUUUUUUUCAUAUUGAGAGUUUUAUUUUUCUUCUAAUGUUUUAUUCUGAACUAACUGUAGAUGCAUGAAAAAGUUACAAAAAUAGUGCAGAGAAUUUCCAUGUAUACCUCACCUAGCUUCCCCAGAUGUUACUAUCUUACAUUAACUGUAGUACAACGAUCAGAACCAAGAAAUUAACACUUGAUACAAUACUGGUAAUAAACCAAAGUCCUAUUUGAAUUAUACCAGUUUUCUCACUAAUGUCCUUUUUCUAUUCCAGGAGAGGAGAAUCUCCAUGUAGGAGAAUCCUAUAAUUAAGUUGUUACUUCUUAGUUUUCUAAAGUUUCUACCAGUCCCUCAAUUUUCCUUGUCUUUCGUGCCCUUGUCACUUUAGAAGAAUAUUGGUGAGUUAUUUUGUCUAAUGUCUCUCAGUUUGGGUUUGUCUGAUGUUUUCUCAUGGUUGAGCAGAGGUUAUACUUUUUGAAAAGAAUAUCACAGAAAUGAAGUAUCCUCAGUGCAUCAUAUGAGGAUUCAUAAUACCGAUAUGUCUUAGUGAAGAUACUGACCUUGAUCAUUGAGAGACAAUGGUUUCUGUUAGAUUUCUCCACUGUGAAGUUACUGUCUUUCCCUUUUUAGUUAAUAUCUUGGGGAGAUGCUUUGAGACCACACAAAUUGUUUCUCCUCAAACUCAAAUUUAGUGGAUCAGUGGAUCUUGUCUGUAAUAGUUACUACUGUGGUAUUUGGAGAUUUUUUAAUUUUUCUUCUACAUUUAUUAAUUGGAAUUCUGUUGUAAGGAAAAGCUGUCCUCUCUCCCAUUUAUCUGAUUUUUUAUAAUAUAGAUUCACGAAUAUUUAUUUUAUUCUGUGGGUUAAAACCCAAUAUUGUCGGCAGUUCAAAUCCGCCAGGUGCUCCUUGGAAACUCUAUGGGGCAGUUCUACUCUGUCCUAUAGGGUCGCUAUGAGUUGGGAUCGACUCAACGACACUGGCUUUUUUGGUUGGAUGAUCAUCUUGUUGCUCAAAUUGUCCCAGCUUUGGCUAUUAGGAGAGCUCCUUCAGGUUGGCUCCCAUGCUGUUUAAACAGCCCCCAUCUUGUUUUGAGUAUUUCCUUACUUUCUGGGACUACAAAAUGUUUCAGGCUCAUCUUGUGUUCCUCUUGCUGCAGCCUUGGAACCAACUACUUCUCCCAGAAGCCCUGGUUCCUUUUGUUGGAGAAUGAUGCUUAGAAAUGCUGUCUUUUGAAUGAUGAUGCUAAGGUAGAUAAGGCAUAAAGCCUUGCAAUUAGCUGGAAGAAAUAAAGUACCGCUACCUUCAACAUUUUCACCUCAGCUUCCUUUUCUUUCACAGGACUGUUCCUUAUGAGCAAAUACACACAAAAUUGUCUUUACUACCUCCCUUCCCCAACUUUCCAAUAUAUCUAAGUUCAAAACAUAGGCCAAAUAUAUAUUUUCUGACAUUAGACUGUGCCCUUGACAGAAAAAUAAAAUACAGAAGCCAUACCUUGGAUUGUGGUGCUUUAAUUAAAAGAGGUUGGCCAAAAGCAAUAUUUCAAACUAUACUUUUGUAUGCUCUCCUGCAUGUUUUUUUUCCAUUUUUUAUUGUAGCAUACACACAACACAUGGUAUUUCAGCAGUUUCCACAUGUACUUCAGUGACAUUGACUGAAUUAUUCAAGUUGUGCAAGCAUUUUCGCUUUUUUCCCAGAUUAUUCCACCACCAUUAACAUAUCUUCAAUGCACCCUAAGAAAAAAACCCCUUUCCUGUCCCUACCCAGUGCCAUCAAGUUGAUCCUGACUCAAAGCGACCCUAUAGGACCCUAGUAACCACUAAUUACUUUUGAAUUCUGUAUUUUUUUCUUAUUUCAUAUAAGUGAUAUUCAUACAGUAUUUGUCCUUUUGUGACUGACUUAUUUCACUCAGUAUAAUGGUUUCAGGAUUCAUCCACCUUGUGUCACGCAUUAGGACUUCAUUCCUCUUUAUGGCUGAGUGUGCACCGUAUGUAUGUACCACAUUG
Messenger RNA from Loxodonta africana (African savanna elephant), 5804 nucleotides. RefSeq names its product zinc finger CCHC-type containing 10 (gene ZCCHC10). The transcript has 5 exons. Bases 1295 to 1771 code for a protein of 158 amino acids. Gene Ontology annotation, molecular function: nucleic acid binding; zinc ion binding. The record is from RefSeq and is a predicted model, not a curated record. NCBI's taxonomy places the organism in Eukaryota, Metazoa, Chordata, Mammalia, Proboscidea, Elephantidae.